Messenger RNA from Giardia duodenalis, 2166 nucleotides. RefSeq lists its product as uncharacterized. The record is from RefSeq and is a predicted model, not a curated record. NCBI's taxonomy places the organism in Eukaryota, Fornicata, Diplomonadida, Hexamitidae. The coding region runs from base 1 to 2166 and encodes 721 amino acids. The transcript has a single exon.
AUGCAAAGCCUCUUUAAGACCCAGGACUACACAUCUGUUCCAGCUUUUUCCCUGCCCAACAUUGGACUCAAUAUCCUCGAGGCCGAAGACAGGGGCAUUCAAAAGAAGCAGUCAGGUCUUCCAUUCAGACCUUCUCUUCCACAGCGACAUGAGUGCACACCCAUUCGUAAAGAUAGUAAGAGUACAAGGAGACGGUCUGCAUCGACAGGCAUUCCAUCUAAAGGGCAAAGAACCUCCAAGGCCCACUGUAAUGUAGCCCCAGCCGAUCUCCCCAGCACAACCUCCCUUGCAGAUUCACAUGAUGUUGCACUAACUUACGACGAGGCGGACACGUUAUCUUGGAUGCUAGGUGUACUGAGGAAAGGUACUGACCCGUGGGCACGCGCAUUCAGUGCACAGAUCCCUGAGCUUCUACAGUCAAUCGCAGUCUCGCCUACACCCACUGCAGGAGCACCUGCAAAAAUAAAGGCCACGAUGCAGAACGGGUUUAUCUUUGGCAAGCUUGUCGAGCUCUUAGGGUGCACAAGCAUUCCAGGCCUUUCAGACCAGCACACUCCGGCCGUGGCCUAUAACAAUUGGACAAAGGCACUGAGUGUGCUUCGAACCAAUGUGCUCGUCUCUCCUGCUCAUUUGUUCAUAGAAAGAGACUUGGCGCGCGCAGGGCCCGACUUUCUUCGUAUGUUUCUUCUUCUGUUGAAGGAUCUUAGACAAGCAUACAGUAGGCCCACAGCACCUUCCCCAAUGAGUCAAGUCGAGGAUACUCCUUUGCUGAACCACAGCAGCCGGGUUCCAUUCCCCGAUAACGCAAGUUUUGCUCCACAGGCUAAAGAAGAGCAACAACAGGACGCCUAUCCAGAUUGGAAAUUAUGUGCCCCGCGUUCACACACGUUACAGCAACUACGAAGCGACAUGCUCAUAUCAUAUCCCAUCGAGCAUGCACUUUGCAAAACAGAGGUGUCACGAUGGCUCGCAUGGUUAUCUCUAGAGCCUCCUCUGUUUGACCACGACAAGCUUAUAUCUAAUCCGUGGUGCAAUGGGUGCAACUUUCACCUUAUUCUCGGAAAGAUCUACUCUGUCCUGGUUGCUGAUACCAAAUCGCUAGUUCUUCCAAUCCCCAAUCCAUCCACUUAUGAGCACUGCGUACAGAACAACAGCUUUAUUCUCCAGUUUGCAGAGCACUGUGGAGUGUCUUGUGCAUAUAGGAUUCUUGCUGACGACUUUACUGAACCGUCCCAAUGCGAGAGCACUGUCUGGGCACUCCUCAGCUCUAUUGUGCAAAGAUUCCCACUCCCUGAUACUCUGGCCUUCAAAGAGUUGGACCAUCCUGUCUCUGCUGCUCUGCUGCCAUACAAUCCUCUUCAAUUCUCAAUGCUUGAGACAUCUCUAUGCCAUUGGAUCUUCACACUGGGCUUUCUUGCUGACCCCCCAUACAAUUGUGACAACAUUCCUGCAUUCCCAGUCCUUAUUCCCCAUAUAAAAACUGGGUGUCUCUUUCGAGACCUCUCGCUUACUGCUCUUCGUCUGGGAAUUUUCACACAAAUUCCUUUCAAGGUAAGCUAUAACUCUUUGCAGAACCAUAGACGAAAUCGCGGAGGACACGAUCAGUACAAUAGUUUUGGAUCUUCCAACACGAAGUGCCAACAUACGGGGCAAGACGUAGCUCUCGGACUCCAAUUAUUCGCAACACAAAAGGAUACAGAAAAGACACUCUUAGAGGAAGUCUGCCAGGCCCAGUUCCCAGUACAGUUUUUAUCAACCCUGACAAAAUUCCAGCUAGUGCUUCUCAUUGAGGACAUCCAUCGGUGUUGGGACAAGAUUCCCCCUCGGAGUAUCUGUCCAGAGCCGUACGCUCCAUACGCUCCUCUAUCCUUCAAAGUGGACAAGGUGGACAUAAAUGCACUACUACCCGCUGCUACGGAGAGGAAUGGCGCUGAGGCUCAUAACACUGAAGAAUGUGCCUCGCUCCCCCUGGCCUCUGGAGGCAAUUUGUGGAAGAUGGAGGCCUCCUUCGUUAGACCACCAGACGAGGUCUUAGUUGAUACGCAGCAGAUUAUUCCAACCCUCUGGUUUCUGCCCGAAAUAAGGGGAUACCCCAUGAAUUAUAACUCAGAAAACGAAAUAGUAGCACUCUUUACACCCCUUUUACAAGUCGUUAAACCACAAUAA